AUGCUUUAUCGACCUUGCUCUACUCUCAAGUACCUAUACGCCCCCAACAGCCAGCGCGCGUUCAAACACAGGCCAGCCUGGUUUCCUCAUCGAAUACCCGCACGCACGUUUUACAAUCAGAGUGUAGAGGUCAAGGAGCUUACUUCUCUGUUAAAACUAAGCCCUUUGUUUAGAGUCAUCCUAGGUCCGCCGAGUUCGGGCAAGACGGCUUUAGUUCGAGAAGUUGCAUCUCAAAAACGACUCGAUGACACUCCGGAAUUUCAUUCACUGACAAUCAACCUCCGUUCAGUGGAUACUUCAGAACACGGAAGCUUCAUGAAGGCGUUUGUCAAGCAUGCGCAUAUGGCCGAUUCCUUCCGGGACGUUGUGUCAAGCAUCUCCAAGGUGGAGGCACUUGGCUUCUCUGCGAAAUUUCGAGAAACCAAAAUUUCGACAGAAUCGGCCGCAAACAUCUUCGAAGAUUUUGGAAACCGCCUCAAGCCAUGGAAAAUCUCACACGGGUCAAGACCUUGUGUCUUAAUCAUUGACGAGGCAAAUGUCUUCCAAGAGAUGAGUGACGAGGUAAAAGAAGCGAAAAUGCAGGUUGUAUUCACAUCCUCCGACUCGUUCUUCAAGAGUUGGCUGAAAAAACAUGUCAAUAACGCUCACUUUGAGACACUCGUCGUUGGUGACCUACCCUACAUGGAGGCUAAAGAUUAUUUCCUUCACAAGGUCAAAAACCAUCCAUACCUCACCAAAACAAACAAAGACCGUCUGGAAUCUGUCGACUUCCAAAUUCCUUUCAGAAUAACUGGAGGGAGAAUGUUCUUUAUCAAGAAAUAUAUCAAUCACGUUCAUGUGUUUGGUUAUUUUGAGAAUCCUAUGGAAUUCCCGCCGACGCAACUUGCGUACACCUUCAUGGAAGAUGACUUGCUAGGGAAGGCAAAAACGUACACCGGAGAAACUGCUCUGGAAGUCUGCAAGCUCCUUGUGGAUUCACCUGGCUAUGUUGACUAUCGCAAACUUUCAGAAGAGCUCGGCAAUGCAGUCGUUGAAGAGAUGAUACAACAAAACAUUCUUCAUUUCCGACCAGCUUCUGCCUUUUCCAGGGAUCUGUAUCCUCCCCCUUCCAGAUCAUCGGUCGUUACGGCUCAAAGCAAACCUGCCCUCUGUGCGAUGGAAGUGCUUGUCAAGGAGUCGAGAAAGCAGUAG
Molecule: messenger RNA, 1191 nt
Organism: Puccinia triticina
Lineage: Eukaryota; Fungi; Basidiomycota; Pucciniomycetes; Pucciniales; Pucciniaceae
Exons: 5
Coding region: 1-1191 (396 amino acids)
Source: RefSeq, a predicted model, not a curated record